Gamsiella multidivaricata is the source of this 669-nucleotide messenger RNA. RefSeq lists its product as uncharacterized. The coding region runs from base 1 to 669 and encodes 222 amino acids. NCBI's taxonomy places the organism in Eukaryota, Fungi, Mortierellomycota, Mortierellomycetes, Mortierellales, Mortierellaceae. The record is from RefSeq and is a predicted model, not a curated record. The transcript has 3 exons.
AUGUUUUCCUCAGUCCGCACCUCAUUUGCUUCUAACCUCUGCAAGAGUCACCCCUCGCUCAGGCGCGCAACGGGAUCACCUCUCCAACGCUUCGCUGCCAUUCGCUUCCAGUCCACCGAACAAGCCCACAUCCGCGACAAAGGCUAUCCCUUCCCUCUCUACUACCACCUCCUCCCAUCCGACGCCUCCUCUUCCACCCUUAUUCGUCCCCCUCCCACGCAAUCUGAUGGCCACCAUGUGAGCUACGCUAUCUCGUUCCUCCCGACCUUCCCACAGGAUCCUCGCCAGGUCAUUGGAUUCCUAAAGGCAGACAAGAACACGUCCGCCAAGCCCAAGGUUGUCCCCGACAAGUUUGUAGAGAACGACGUCUUCAGCGAUAUGUUGCAUAAGGUCAUCAAGGAGCACUUGGUCAAGGACACCAUGGUCGAGUCUGUUCUGCAGCAGCAGCUUGAAGGGUGGACCCAUAUUGUUGACUAUCGCAAUCCUGCACCCUUUGGAAGGAUCCCAUUGCCAGAAGACAUCUUUGGCAGUGUCCAGAUCCGCGACGGAGUCAUCCAGCCAUCGACUUACCAGAGAAUGCCGUCUCACCGGAUCGUCACCAUCAACGGACUCUUCCAAUUGAGCGACUAUCUGCAUGACAAACUUGUCCAUCAUCUCAAGCACCUGUGA